Molecule: messenger RNA, 582 nt
Organism: Danaus chrysippus (African queen)
Lineage: Eukaryota; Metazoa; Arthropoda; Insecta; Lepidoptera; Nymphalidae
Source: the annotation of a GenBank genome assembly
AUGGUGUAUGAAAAUGAUCCUGGAGCCCAAAUUGAUGUGGCUGGUUUUAUUCAAAGUCCAGAUAAUAGUUUCGAAGAAGAUCAAUUUUAUCAGCUCGAAAACGACAGGAAACAAUCCGACUACGGUGGCUCUGUUAUGCACGAUGAUGAAGAAAAUAGUAAUAAAAUUAUUCAGGAUUACCAGAACUUAAAUAUAAAUAAUAUACCAGAAGUAAAUAUAUAUAGCAAAACAACACAUAUUGUCCCACAAAACAUAGAUUUAAACGCUAUCUCUGUGAGUGAUCACAGUGACCUAAUGGAUACAUACAAAUUAAAUGGUAUAAAGAAUAAUGAGAAGUCAUCACUUAAUGUAGGGCAUAGGAGUGAGAAGAAGUGGAGGAACAAUAAAGAGGAAAGUGAGCAAUCUGAACCAAGUUUAAGCAAUAUAAGUAAUAAUUUGAAACAAAAGUUUGAUAUACAUUCUAUGAAGAAUGGAAGGUUGAAAAGAAAAGUCCAAAUUACACAAGAAGAAAAACAGAAAAUCGAAUUAGAAGAGCUUGCAAAGAAAAUAGACAGCGUUAAAAUAGACACUGAAAACAAAUGA